GUUCAGCUGUCAACUCAGUAAAAUACGAUUUCCAAUAAAGAAGGAAUGGAAGCAAGUGCUUCUCAGAAUUCCACUUGUCCUUUACGAAAACUGCUCCUCCUUCCGCACUCUUCCCGACUAUGCUCAGACUGACUCAAACUUAAAUCAAUGCAGCGGGGACUGGGUGAACUAGGAAGCGACCGCACCGUCCAAGUGAUUCAGCGUCACAUGUGGAAGACUUGCUGUGUGUUUAUUUAAGAUAAACUCGAGAUUAGCCUAUUGUUUUGAGAGUACAGAUUUACCUGUCAUGGGCAAUAUUUAUUAAAGCAACAUUUGAUCAACGACAAUUUGAAGCUGUGAUACUCUUCAAAUGGUUCAGAACAGUAUGUUAAAGACCCCCUCAACUUCUCAAGAAAUCCACAUGGACACACUUGAAAACCCGAGUAUACAGUCUCGCGGAAAAGGAGCGCGGAGGAAAGGAGGCUUCAAAGGCUCCGAUGGCAGCACCUCGUCGGACACCACGUCAAACAGCUUCGUCCGGCAGGGUUCGGCGGACUCCUACACCAGCCGUCCAUCAGACUCGGAUGUUUCUCUGGAGGAAGACAAGGAAGCGGUUCGCAGAGAGGCAGAGAGGCAGGCCCAGGCACAGCUCCAGAAAGCCAAGACUAAACCGGUAGCGUUUGCUGUUCGCACAAAUGUCCACUACAGCGCCAACCAUGACGAUGACGUACCCGUGCCAGGCAUGGCUAUUUCUUUUGAAGCUAAAGACUUCCUUCACGUCAAGGAGAAGUUUAAUAAUGACUGGUGGAUAGGGCGGCUGGUGAAGGAAGGCUGCGAAAUCGGGUUCAUCCCCAGUCCCGUGAAGCUCGAGAACAGGCGGUUCCAUCAGGAGCAGCGAGCCAAACAGGGAAAGUUCCACUCCAGUAAAUCUGGAGCAAACUCCUCCACCAGUUUAGGUGACGUCGUUCCAAAUUCAAGGAAGUCAACCCCUCCUUCCUCUGCCAUUGACAUAGACGCCACUGGUUUAGACCCCGAAGAUAAUGAGCUUCCAGUCAACCACCGCUCCCCUAAAGCCAGCCCAAACACUGUCAUGUCUCCCCUAGCAAAAGAGAAACGAAUGCCCUUCUUUAAGAAGACGGAGCAUAUUCCUCCAUAUGAUGUUGUGCCUUCCAUGCGUCCUGUGGUUUUGGUGGGGCCCUCAUUGAAAGGGUAUGAGGUGACAGACAUGAUGCAGAAAGCACUCUUUGACUUCCUGAAACACAGAUUUGAAGGGAGGAUAUCCAUCACGCGGGUCACAGCCGACAUCUCGCUUGCCAAACGCUCAGUAUUGAACAACCCCAGUAAACACGCCAUAAUCGAGCGGUCCAACACACGCUCAAAUCUGGCCGAGGUCCAGAGUGAAAUUGAGCGGAUAUUCGAGCUGGCACGGACCCUGCAGCUGGUGGUGCUGGACGCCGACACCAUCAACCAUCCGUCGCAGCUGGGGAAGACCUCCUUGGCCCCCAUCAUCGUCUACGUCAAGAUUUCAUCUCCCAAGGUCUUGCAGAGGUUGAUAAAGUCGAGAGGGAAGUCCCAGGCCAAGCACUUAAAUGUCCAGAUGGUCGCAGCUGACAAACUGGCGCAGUGCCCUCCCGAGAUGUUUGACAUCAUCCUGGAUGAGAACCAGCUGGAGGAUGCGUGCGAGCACAUGGCCGACUACCUAGAAGCCUACUGGAAGUCCACCCACCCGCCCAGCUGCAACCCCCCCAACCCCCUGCUGGCCAAACUGGCCACGGCAGCGCUGCCCUCCAGCCCCGUGCCCAUCUCCAACCUGCAGGGUGAGCAGAAAGUCGAGAAGACAGUGGGGGAGCGGAAGGGCUCUCGAGAGGAACAUCAGCACCACCAUCAUCAUCAUCAUCAUCAUCAGCACCAAGAGCAGCGGGAUCAGGAGGGGGGUCAGGAGGGGGACAGGGACAGGGAGGGGGAGGGGGAUGGGGAGGGGGAGGAGGAGAAGCCCCUCCGGACUGAGUCCAAGAGACACCAGCACACCCACCACCGCUCCUCCUCCAGCCGGACUGACCACCACAACCACCACCACCACCACAGCAGCAAGCCGGGCAAGGCGCUGUCCCGGCAGGAGACACUAAACUCAGAGACCCUGGAGAGCAGAGACUCGGCCUACAUCGAGCCCCACGAGGACCUGCCGGAGCAGGACGAGCGGGGGGGCGAGACGGCGGCGGUGGCGGCGGCGGCCAUGGGGGCGGGGCGGCAGCGUCACGAGGAGGCCCCGCCCCCACACCCGCACCGGGAGCACAACCACCACCACCACCACCACCAUCACCGCGCCGACGAGUCGCAGGGGGGCCAGCGCUCCAAGGAGCGCGAGCAGGACCACAACGAGCGCAACCGGCAGCGCGGUCACCACCACCACCGGCCCUCCCGGGACCAUCACCACCACCACUACUACGACAGGGACAGGGACAGGGACAGGGACCGGGACCGGGAGAGGGACAGGGACGGGGAGGUGACCGCCAAAAAGAGGGGGGAUGCGGGCGAGUGGAACAGGGAUGCCUACAUUCACCAAUGAUGGGUCAACACACACACACACACAUUUAUACACACAAUACACAGGCACACACUCUUUCACACACACACAUUCACACACACACACACACACACCUUCACACACAAUACACAGGCACACACUCUCACACACAAAUGCACAUGCACACACAAACACAUACACACACACACACACACAUACACACACACACACACACCUCUGCUCUGCCAUAAUGCUGCUCUGCUCCGUGACUUAGCCUGGUCCUACACCCCUGGAGAACCCUGGGAACAGUCACCUGGUUACAUUUUCGAGGAACAGCUGUUGCUGCCCCGGCAACGUCGUUGUUUUUAGAGGACACAAACAUACGUGCUGCAUUCAUACAUGUUGUUACCAUGUAUGUUUGUGUGCACACAAGAACUUCCACAACUAUAUACAUAUUUUAAAUCUGUGUUUAACAAGCAUGGCACAACGACAGGAACCUCUGCUGUACCGGGCUGUGCUUUCUGUGAUAGUUUCUUUUUUCAUUGGCUUGAAGAACUUGUUGCAAUCAGACUACUGUUUUAAAGAUGAACCUGGAUGGUGGAGAACUGACACCAUGCAUUUGGAGUCAGCUAAUGUUAAAGCUAUAUUUCAGUAAUUUAUGUUGUAUUUUAUCAGGUUUCUUGCUUGCUGACUUUUAAAAAUAUAAUUUUUUUGGCCCUUUGAUACCCGUGCCUCCACAGGGACAAGCUUUGGUCUUGCCUUACAAGACAAGAGACGGAAGAAAAGAUUUACUUUUACAUUGCAGUGCAGUUCCAUUUGUAGGCUUCAGAGACAUUUUAUAAGAGUAAUACUUUUAAUUCAACAUUUUUACGAGCCAUUAUUGAUUUUUAAAUGUGUCAAAUAAGCAAGGUUUAUCACAAUCUUGUCUGAUUGCACCAGCCUUUGUUAAGCAAGGAAUGCAUUCAGUAAGAUGAGAUUAUGCAGGACUGAACUGAAUGCGUUUGAGGCAUCUGCUGAGAUUUCCCCCCAUUUUCUGUAAUGAGAUCUUGCGCUGUUUCACCUUGAAGUGUGUGCUCUAAACAGGAAUGAAUCAGUAUGAUAUGCAUAACGCAGUUCCUCCUAAAAAUUUAAUGUGUGGUCGUUAAGCGGUUUUAAAAUGGCCAGUGGUCAGAGCAGCCAGCAGGAUUGGUUUGGUGAAUAUUUUCUCCAACCUUGAAUUGUCCUCAUUUUUUUAUUACAACGAUCUCCCGCAUCUGUCCUAAAUUAACUGGAUGAAAAGCUGAACUAUUUUUAUAUAUACAGCAGGCGGAAGGAGGAAAUGUCACAUAAUUCGCUCCUCUUCCUCUCUUUUACAUUGAGAAUCCCAGUACCACAUAUCAGCUUUCAAUUGUAACUUGUGUGAAGGCGUGUCUCUUAAUUUACUUAGGAGGGAAAUUGUCAUUUGUGCUGGGUGCUGUAUGCAUCCAUAUGUGAAGAAAUGCGUUGAUUUCUUUUUUUUUUUUUUUGUCUAGACCAUUUCUAAGCAUUUGUAUAUACUUCAUGAUUGCCUUGGUAGAGGAUCAGUAGGAACUGUUGCACUGUAAAAUGGAUUUUAUUUAUUUAUUUAACUGUCCAAUUAGUGGCUGUGACAUACAGGUUUAUUUUAAACAUGCGGGCCUCAGACUGGUUCAACAGGAGCCAAGUUCCAACCCUUUAUUUUUAUUUAAUUUAUUUUUUUGCCUGCAGCACAGUGUUUGAUUUUUUAUUUUUAUUUUGGUGAAGAAGAGUUUCACUUCCUGGCUUCACCUUUAAGAGCACAGCAUUGGUAAUUCUGUUGACAGAACUUCCUUAGUUCCCACCUUGUCUCCUCGUUAAGGGGAGGGUCAUUCAUAUACCCUCGUUUGGUGUGACUUGCUAUCCCAAAAUCUCUGCCCCUCCUCGAAUCUCUUUGUUUUUUAGUUUCUUCAAUUUUUAAGUUCAAUGUCAAAUUCAUAAAUUUGCUACACUGGUAGCACAUGGCAUUUGUAAUAAUGUACAUUUGAAUGUACAUAAAUGUAUGAAAAAAAAGGAAAAUCAGAAAAUAAAUUUGGCAGCACAGGUUAAUCUAGA
Molecule: messenger RNA, 4591 nt
Organism: Anguilla anguilla (European eel)
Lineage: Eukaryota; Metazoa; Chordata; Actinopteri; Anguilliformes; Anguillidae
Gene: cacnb2a
Product: calcium channel, voltage-dependent, beta 2a
Exons: 14
Coding region: 350-2545 (731 amino acids)
Biological process (GO): regulation of voltage-gated calcium channel activity; chemical synaptic transmission; calcium ion transmembrane transport
Cellular component (GO): voltage-gated calcium channel complex
Molecular function (GO): protein binding; high voltage-gated calcium channel activity
Source: RefSeq, a predicted model, not a curated record